GUAUAGAAAAAUUAGUAAUCAAAGAAGAAUUCCAAAAUGCAGAUACAAUCAUUCCAACAUUAUCAACAUUAUCAUUUGAUUACUCUUCAACAAAAUAUAUAAGCAACCCGCUUAGUCGUUAUGAAUCCUGGGAAAAAAAUAUGGCCGUUGAAUUAUUUUAA
This is a messenger RNA of Dentiscutata heterogama, 161 nucleotides long. The record is from the annotation of a GenBank genome assembly. NCBI's taxonomy places the organism in Eukaryota, Fungi, Glomeromycota, Glomeromycetes, Diversisporales, Gigasporaceae.